UACAGAGCCUGUGAACCAUCUACACACUUAGCAUUCCCUCACCGUCCACUCCGGUCACCAUUUUCCUUCUACUCUCUUAUGCAACCUCUUUCCUGAUCUAUAUCACAUACUGUCAAGUCACAAUGAAGCUCCUUGUCACUGGCGCAACUGGCCUCGUUGGCACCGAAGUCAUCCGUCAAGCGCUAGGCGUCUCCUCCAUCACUUCUGUUGUUGCGCUUGCAAGACGCGAGGUCAAGGUCCCGGAGCAGGUUGCACCCGAUGCGGACACUAGCAAGUUGAAGACUGUGAUUGUUGAGGACUGGGAGAAGUAUACGCCUGAGGUCAAGGAGGCGAUCAAGGGUGCAGAUGCUUGCCUUUGGCUCCUUGCCAUCACCCCCGCAAAAUCUAAAGCCUAUGUCUUUGACCAAGUCCGCAAAGUCUGUCUCGACUACACCGUCGCUGGUAUCCGUGAAAUGAGUACCGUAGCCAAUAAGCCAUUCCGCUUCAUUUAUACCGCCGGCGCCAUGACGGAGCGGGAUCAGACGAAAAAGCUGGCGUUGUUGGGGGAGUAUCGGCUGAUGCGGGGUGAGGUCGAGAACCAAGUCCUUGCCUUCGCUUCCCAGUCCUCUGGUGCCGUCGAAGCCCAAGUCACCAGACCCGGCGCUAUCGACGGGCCAGGCCGGGGCAUGAUUGUGAGUGCUAUUGCUGUUGCCAGCGCAGCUUUGGGGGUGAUGCCGAAGGUGCACGUCAGCGAGAUAGCGGCUGCGAUGCUGCAACAGGCUGAGAAGGGGCUGGAGAAAGAGACGCUGGAGAAUGCGGACUUGGUGAGAUUGGCCAAGGAAGUCUUGGGAGACGGCAAUGAGAAAUACGUGAAGUAGGGGCCGCCGCGUGUGCCUUCCUCUCGAGUUUUCUCUAUUCUUGUCGUAUUCGCGAUAAACCCCUAGAGGUGCCCCGUUGCCACAUAUACAACCCCAAAAUGAUGACCGCAUGAGUCAAACGAGGUCCCUUGUGGCUAAUAAUAUGAUCUCGCUGUGCUCUGGGACAU
Mytilinidion resinicola is the source of this 1024-nucleotide messenger RNA. RefSeq names its product putative nucleoside-diphosphate-sugar epimerase. The transcript is spliced from 3 exons. Lineage: Eukaryota; Fungi; Ascomycota; Dothideomycetes; Mytilinidiales; Mytilinidiaceae. The coding region runs from base 123 to 857 and encodes 244 amino acids. The record is from RefSeq and is a predicted model, not a curated record.